AUGGGCGAAGAGGUGGUGGUCUUUGAUGUUUGGGUAAACCCUUACAGUCGCAGAGUAGAGACUGCUAUGAGACUGAAAGGAGUACCCUACAGAUACAUUGAAGAAGAUUUAGGCAACAAGAGUCCUUUGCUUCUCAAAUAUAACCCCAUCCAUGAGAAAGUUCCCGUGCUUGUACACAAUGGAAAUCCUAUUGCAGAGUCCCUUGUGAUUCUUGAAUACAUUGAUGAGACCAGGCCGCAGGGUUUUCCCAUAUUGCCUAGAGAUCCUUACGAGAGAGCCACUGCACGUUUCUGGUCCAAGUUCAUUGACGACAAGUGUAUGCCUGCAAUAACGCAAGCUUGCUGGGAUGAAGGAGAAGCGAGUGAUAAGGCAGUGGAAGAAGCAACUGAGCUUCUAAUGUUUCUGGAGAAUGAGCUAAAGGAAAAGAGGUUCUUUGGAGGAGAGAGGAUUGGAAUGGUAGACAUAGCAGCUAAUAUCGUAGGCUUCUGGCUUGGAACCAUUGAAGAAGUUACUGGGGUAGAGUUGAUGACGAGAGACAAAUUUCCCAAACUGAGCAACUGGAGCAUUGAAUUUGUGAGAAGCAAUGUUAUCAAGGAAAAUCUUCCUCCAAGAGAGGGAGUGAUUUCCUAUUUACGGAAGAAAAGAUUAACCCGCUAA
Messenger RNA from Juglans regia (Persian walnut), 657 nucleotides. Its product is annotated as glutathione S-transferase U8-like. NCBI's taxonomy places the organism in Eukaryota, Viridiplantae, Streptophyta, Magnoliopsida, Fagales, Juglandaceae. Gene Ontology annotation, molecular function: glutathione transferase activity. Bases 1 to 657 code for a protein of 218 amino acids. Gene Ontology annotation, biological process: glutathione metabolic process. The record is from RefSeq and is a predicted model, not a curated record. The transcript has 2 exons. Gene Ontology annotation, cellular component: cytoplasm.